This is a messenger RNA of Xylaria bambusicola, 2022 nucleotides long. Its product is annotated as GMC oxidoreductase-domain-containing protein. The transcript is spliced from 11 exons. Gene Ontology annotation, molecular function: flavin adenine dinucleotide binding; oxidoreductase activity, acting on CH-OH group of donors. Gene Ontology annotation, biological process: secondary metabolite biosynthetic process. The record is from RefSeq and is a predicted model, not a curated record. Bases 1 to 2022 code for a protein of 673 amino acids. NCBI's taxonomy places the organism in Eukaryota, Fungi, Ascomycota, Sordariomycetes, Xylariales, Xylariaceae.
AUGAGGCUCCUACUCGCCCGUAUGCUCAGCCUCUGCGCGCUCUUCUGCCUCGCUUUCGGCAUCCAUAUAACCCCUAACGCCAACGGCUCGCUUCCACUCCGGGAAAGCUACGAUUACAUUGUUGUUGGCGCUGGGAUCGGCGGUCUCGUAGUCGCUAAUCGACUUUCUGAGAAUGAUUCAGUAUCUGUUUUGCUUGUAGAAGCCGGAGAGCUGGAUGAUCGCGCGGAAGAUAUUACGGUACCCGGAAACAUUGGACGCCGAAAUCCGUCUCAAUAUGCGUGGGCUGUGACGACGACACCGCAGGAAUUUCUCGAUAAUAAAACUCGAACAUUCAAUCAAGGACGUGUUGUUGGCGGCAGCACUAUUUUGAACGGCUUGGUUUGGACUCGAGGCGCAGCCGCGGACUACGAUGCCUGGAAGAACUUGGGCAAUCCUGGCUGGGGAUGGAUGGACUUGCUACCGUACUUCCUCAAGUCCGAAAACUACACGAUGCAUAGCAAUCCAUCAUUCUAUUCCAAGCCGGCACAAGGCAAGCACGGGAAACACGGACCAGUUCAGGUUGGGUUUCCACGUUAUAUCUAUGAACAAACCUAUAACUUUCUUAACGGUGUUCAAGAGCUUGGCAUCCCCCUGAACGCAGAUCUCAACAGCGGUUAUGCGACAGGCGCGGAUUUUGUCUCAGGCAGCAUCUUCAAGCUAAACCAGUCGAGAGCUGAUGCCCGCACAGCAUACCUAGAUCCCGUCAUUUCACGCCCUAAUCUCGAGCUACUGACCGGCUAUACAGUGACGAAAAUUCUGAAUGGAGUUGUUGGUAAUCAAACAUCGCGAAACUUGGCUCGGGGGCUGGGGACUAAGUGGGGGGAAGUCACUGUUGCUGGAGUCGAGAUCGCGGUGAAUUCGACCACACCAAAAUUCAGCAUAUCUUGCAAAAGGGAGGUCAUUCUAGCUGCAGGAGCCAUCCUAUCGCCCGUUCUACUCCAAAUCUCCGGGUUUGGGCCAGCCGAGCAUCUGAAAAAUAACCUCAAUGUGGAUGUCCUGGUACAUUUACCUGGAGUCGGGAGCAAUUUGCAAGAUCAUGCAAUGAUUCAGCCUGUAUAUAAUUACACGGCGCCGGGUAUUUUUUCCGUCCUAGACAUCGACGGUGACACUGAAGAUGCUGUUCGAGAAGAGUACCUUGCGAAUCGCACGGGGCCAUGGACCGCAACAAUGGUCAAUGCUGUGGCUUUUCCAGCGCUCGGGCAGAUACUCUCACAACGCCUUCACGUAAUUCUAAACAGUUCAGCCCGAGAUCUCCCUCCGUCGUAUGACGCCACAUUGCGCGCUGGCUAUGAAGCUCAGGAAACCGAGGAGAUUAUGGCAACAUCCUGGGGUCAACUGGCUGUAAGUGCAAUGCAUACGCUCUCCAGAGGAACAAUCCAUGCACGCUCGCGUUCGAUAUUUGAUAAUGAACCGCCGGUCAUCGACCUUCGGCUAUGCUCGCAUACCUUUGAUUGUGAAAUCCUGCGGAUGGGAGUUGAGUUCAACGACCGCCUUAUUGCUACUGAGCCUAUGAGUAGGCUGCUGCCGGUACCCCCAACGGGACUGAAGACCCAGGACCUAGAGAAUCGCAAUGCGCUGAUGGAGACAAUCAAGACUAUGGUACGCACGGAGUUUCACCCUUCUGGCACGGCGGCGAUGAUGCCACGGAGCGCUGGUGGCGUCGUUGAUACCAAUCUGAGGGUAUAUGGGACGACGAAUUUGAGGGUAGUAGAUGCGAGUAUCAUGCCGCUGAUUCCCGGCGGACACAUACAAGCCGCCAUUUACGCUGUUGCUGAGAAGGUACUGUCUCGCUGCGGAUAUCAUCAAGCUAGAGGAUCCCUUUCAGCCGCCCUCCUCUCCAUUUCACCAUUAGGGUGGUAUCAAAAGGUUGCUUUCUCGAAAGUCACCAGUGGUUGUGUCAGUACCAAGGAAUUCCGGAUCUUGUCAUGUCAUUACGAAGAUCUUCGAGACAGAAUGGCUUGUUACGAGCAUGACGGCGCAUGA